AUGGACUACGAUCUUGUAUUGAAGGAAUAUGAGCCACAAGCACUAGAUGACAAUAGCACCGUUGAACAAAGGCUAAAUUUUGAAAAAUGGGAGAAAGCGAAUCGCAUGGCACUGUUGGUGAUCAAACGAUCCAUUGGUGAAGCUGUUAGAGGAGAUAUUCAUGCAAUUGACAAAGCAAAGGAUUUUCUAGAAGCAAUUGAGGCCAAAUUCAAGGUUUUAGAGAAGGGAGAAAUGGGGAAUCUCAUGACUACCUUGACAACUUUGAAAUAUGAUGGGAAAGACAUCAUACAACACACCAAAGAAGAAGUGGAGCCUGAACGAUCUCAUUUCCAUAUGUGUCCAACAGGAAAGUGGGAUAAAAAUGUGUCAAAUGAAGCAGUGAAUUUCAUAAGGGCUGAAACUGCGAGGCAGACUAUCUUGACAUCUGGGUUGCCCAGAAAUUCUGGAGAGUUUCCCUGUUUUCCCUCAGACAGCCGUCUUUCAGGCAAUUUUCUGGCCAUUGUGGGCGACCAUUUGGACUCCAAGCAGUUUUCUGCAAGAAAAAAGGAAAAAAAUCCAGAAAUUAAGUUUUGCUUUGGUAUUUUUAGGGCUACUCGGGAAGUUGGUGGAGCAGGUCACACAUCAUGGAGAAUAUUUUCGUACAAGGAGUUGCAUACAGCUACUAAUGGGUUUAGUGAUGACAAUUUGCUUGGAGAGGGAGGGUUUGGAAGUGUUUAUUGGGGAAAGACCAGUGAUGGUCUACAGAUUGCUGUGAAGAAGUUGAAAGCAAUGAAUUCAAAAGCUGAAAUGGAAUUUGCAGUUGAGGUUGAAGUUCUUGGAAGGGUUAGGCACAAGAAUUUGUUGGGACUUAGGGGCUAUUAUGCUGGGGCAGAUCAACGCCUUAUUGUCUAUGAUUACAUGCCAAAUCUUAGUUUACUUUCUCACUUGCAUGGCCAAUUUGCAAGUGAAGUUCGGCUGGAUUGGAAAAGGAGAAUGAAAGUUGCUAUUGGCUCAGCAGAAGGCCUCCUGUACUUACACCAUGAGGUGACACCCCACAUCAUUCAUAGAGAUAUAAAGGCUAGCAAUGUGCUGUUGGAUUCAGAUUUCGAACCACUAGUUGCAGACUUUGGGUUUGCCAAGCUAAUCCCCGAAGGUGUGAGCCACAUGACUACUCGAGUCAAGGGAACUUUGGGUUACCUAGCACCUGAAUAUGCCAUGUGGGGAAAAGUCUCAGAGAGCUGUGAUGUUUAUAGUUUUGGGAUUCUUCUUUUAGAGCUCGUAACUGGAAGAAAGCCCAUAGAAAAACUCCCUGGCGGAGUUAAGAGGACGAUCACUGAGUGGGCAGAGCCACUUAUAACCAAAGGCAGACUUAAGGAACUUGCAGACCCAAGACUCAGAGGAAACUUUGAUGAAGGCCAACUGAAGCAAGCUAUCAAUGUUGCUGCACUUUGUGUGAAAAGUGACCCUGAGAAAAGGCUCAAGAUUAAGGAAGUGGUAGAUCUUUUAAAAGGGUAUGAGGCUCAAAUCAAGAUGAAACCAUUGAGAAUUGAAAGUGUGAGAUACAAGGAGGAGCUUCUGGCACUCGACCAAGCUACCGAUGAUGAUGAAGAUGGAGGGACGGACGAAAGUACUAACGGGUAUGGAGUUUUCAGUGCUAUAGAGGUGCAGAAAAUGCAGGAUCCUUACAAGGAAAGAGAACGGCGAAAUAUGUGUGAGAGAGUAUUAAUUUGAUUUUGCUCAUCUAUAUAUAGCUCUUGAUUUGUCAAUACGAACGACAAGCAAUUGUUUUCCAUACAAGAGAAAUUGAUUUGUGAGAGGGGCUUGACA
This is a messenger RNA of Pyrus x bretschneideri (Chinese white pear), 1806 nucleotides long. Its product is annotated as PTI1-like tyrosine-protein kinase At3g15890. NCBI's taxonomy places the organism in Eukaryota, Viridiplantae, Streptophyta, Magnoliopsida, Rosales, Rosaceae. Gene Ontology annotation, molecular function: protein kinase activity; ATP binding. The coding region runs from base 1 to 1710 and encodes 569 amino acids. The transcript is spliced from 6 exons. Gene Ontology annotation, cellular component: plasma membrane. The record is from RefSeq and is a predicted model, not a curated record. Gene Ontology annotation, biological process: protein phosphorylation.